This is a messenger RNA of Aureobasidium namibiae CBS 147.97, 561 nucleotides long. RefSeq lists its product as uncharacterized. Gene Ontology annotation, molecular function: mRNA binding. The transcript has 2 exons. The coding region runs from base 1 to 561 and encodes 186 amino acids. Lineage: Eukaryota; Fungi; Ascomycota; Dothideomycetes; Dothideales; Saccotheciaceae. The record is from RefSeq and is a predicted model, not a curated record. Gene Ontology annotation, biological process: intracellular mRNA localization; ribosomal large subunit biogenesis. Gene Ontology annotation, cellular component: nucleolus; preribosome, large subunit precursor.
AUGGCACCUACCAAGUCCUCGAAAGGAGCUCCCGCAAAGGGCGGCGCGUCCAAGGGUGGCAAGUCGGCGCCCAAGUCGGGUGACCGCCCCAGACCCAAGAAGCCCACUGGUCCCAAGCCAAAAACUGUCGAGCAAAAGUCAAAGUCGACUUCCCACGGCCCUGCAAAGAAGAAGAAGCGCGUCUACACCGAAAAGGAGCUCAAUAUUCCCACCCUCAAUGCCAUCCGCCCUGCUGGAAUUCAGAAGCCCAACGGCGUCAAGAAGGGAAAGACCUUCGUCGACGACAAGGAGUCUUUGAUGACCAUCCUCGCCAUGGUCCAGGCCGAGAAGGAGGGAAACAUCGAGAGCAAGAUGAUCCGUGCUCGCCAGAUGGAGGAAAUCCGCGAGGCGAGGAAGGCAGAGGCCGAGAAGAGAGAGGCUGGUCGCAAGGAGAAGCUGGAGGGUGUCAAGGAUGAGCUCCGCAAAAAGAAGAACAAGAAGGGCACAAAAUCCUCGGAUGUCGACAUGGAUGUUGAGCCCGCCGCCGAGAAGCCCAAGAAGAAGAGAGUUUCAUUCGGUUGA